AUGCGCAUCUUCUCGACAAUCGCCACUGCCGCUGUACUGGCCAAUUUGGCUGUCGCUUCACCAGCUGUGGCAAAUAGCUCAUCAUCAGCUGGCAUUAUCCAAGGCGGUGCUGCUGCUGUAAUAUCAUCAGAUGCAGGUACCUCCAGUACAGCAGCUGCUCAGCAACCGGCGGCCGCUGUUUCAACCUCCACAGACCCAACUGAUACAACUACUGCAGGCACAGAUGCUUCACAGGCUAAUGCACCGGAGUCAUCAGUUGCAGCGGCAGCAGUGUCUACUACCGCAUCUCAGGCAAAUGAUCCCGCGGCUUCGAACACCGUCGAUUCUGUGUCUUCGGUAGGAGGGGACACCGCUAUACCUGCCACUGCAAGCUCCACUGCCCCUGCUGUGGAAACCUCUUCUGCCCCUACUGCCGAGACAUCAACUGUACCCACUGCAAGCAGUGUGGGCACGGGAGUUGUAUCUGAUACUGCUGCUAGCACUGGCCUCAGCUCAGGAGCCGCUGUGCCCUCUUCCUCGACCACCCCAACCGCCACUAGCUUUGGUACUUCAGAUACCACGUCUUCUACUAGUACUGCCGCUUCGGCAACCUCUUCCAGCGCAAACGAGCUUGCAUCACUACUCAGUGGUUUGUUGGGUGGAAGCAGCAGCCUGGCGAGCGGCCUUGGCUCACUUAUUACCGAUCUCGAAGAUUACCUUAACGGUAUCACGGGCUUGCUCUCGCCAACCUUCCUAGAGAACCUCGAGUCAUUUGUGAACAAUCUUGCGUUACUUUUGGAUGCACCCACAACUCUGCAGGCCAAGGAGAUUAUUUCUGUUGCUUACGGUCUCAUAAACAAUUCAACUGCCGAGUCGCUAGGGACAUUGUUGUCAUCCGCUGAGUCACUCUUAACACCAACUUUCGUCAAUGAGACAACUACCUUGAUCAGCAAUGUCUCGCCACUCGUCAGCGAGUUGAGUCCAUUGCUGACGGGACAGACAGUCACCCAGAUAGAGAGCGUGCUUGAGAACGCCUAUGACUUGUUGACACCAACCUUCGUGAAUGAGACCCAGACAUUGAUUUCAGGCGUUUCACCGGUACUCAGUGCACUAAGUCCAUUGCUGAACGAAGAGGGUGUCGAUGAACUCGUGACUCUCGUGGUUAAUGCCAACACCCUUCUAAGUGACAACAACACUGCGGCCAUCGAAAGCCUACUUACUCAAGCCAAUGACUUAUUGACGCCAAGCUUUGUCUCGGAUACUCAGUCUCUAAUCACUGAUGUCGCACCAAUCUUGAAUGAUCUCAAGCCAUUACUGAGCAAUGAUACCAUUUCCGAGAUUGAGACCCUGCUAACGAACGCCAACACCUUGUUGACCACGGAGAACACCAAGGAAAUUGAAACAUUGCUCACCAACGCCAAUUCGCUGUUGACCUCGCAGAACACUCAAGAAAUUGAGACUCUGCUCACCAACGCUAAUGCCUUGUUGACCACGCAGAACACCAAGGAAAUUGAGUCUUUGCUUACGAAUGCCAAUAACUUAUUGACGCCAACAUUUGUGUCAGAUACUCAAUCUUUGAUCACGGAUGUCGCGCCAAUCUUAGAUGAUCUCAAACCAUUACUCAGUAACGACACCAUUUCUGAGAUUGAGGCUCUGCUCACCAACGCCAAUUCGUUGUUGACCACAAAGAACACCAAGGAAAUAGAAACAUUGCUCACGAAUGCCAAUACCUUGUUGACACCCGCCUUUGUCUCUGAAACGCAGUCUUUGAUUACAGAUGUCGCGCCGAUCUUAGAUGAUCUUAAACCAUUACUAAGUAACGACACUAUCUCUGAGCUUGAGAAUCUCCUCACCAACGCCAAUGCAUUGUUGACUAGUGAGAAUACUCAGGAGAUUGAGGCUUUGCUCACCAAUGCUAAUAGCUUGCUGACCCCUAAUUUCGUCAACGAAACCAAGAGCUUGAUUGGCGAUGCGGCACCACUGCUCAGCGAUGUCUCACCACUGCUCAGCGAAAUUGGUCCAGCUCUUCAAGCCGCCCAGCCAUUGUUAACUGCCCGAAGCAUCAACAACAUUGAAUACCUAUUGGGUAAUGCCAGCUCAUUGUUGACUACCUCCAACACUCAGGAGAUUGACAGCCUGCUUGGUGUGGCCAGCGGUCUCCUCACGGUUAACAAUACGAAGGAUAUUGAGUACUUGCUUACCAACGCCACUAACUUGCUGACUCCAAGCUUUGUUUCGGAGACAUUGGGCUUGAUUGGCGACGCAGCACCUCUGCUUGGCGAAGUUGCGCCUAUUCUCGACCUGGUCAAGCCAUUGUUGACCAACUCAACUAUUGGGGAGAUUGAGACUCUGCUUGGCGGUGCUGUCAGCCUCUUGACUCCCCGCUUCAUCAAUGAGACCAAAGCUCUGGUUGACGAAGCUGGACCUAUCCUCUCUACUGUCCAGCCGCUAAUCACGCCGAAGUAUAUCACGGAUCUCGGAUGGUUGUUGACCAAUGCUACAAACCUGUUGACACCAAGCUUUGUGAAUGAGACUGUGGGUUUGAUUGGUGACGCCGGACCUUUGCUAAGCGAGGUUGUGCCCAUCCUCGACCUGGUCAAGCCAUUGUUAACUACUGAUUACAUUGAGGACAUUGAAUAUCUCUUAACCAAUGCCACCAACCUUUUGCAACCUUCAUUCGUGAAUGAGACACGUGGACUGAUCGGUGAAGUCGCGCCUGUCGUCACGCCAGCUUUGUUAGGCCAGGUCGGCUCUCUGUUGACGAACGCCGACGACCUAUUGACGGCGAAAUUCGUCAACGAGACGACCGCUCUCAUUGGCGACGUCUCUGACACCGAAGGAGUUUGGGUGGAUAGCAUAUCCUCAAUUGCAUUAUCAUAA
Talaromyces atroroseus is the source of this 2859-nucleotide messenger RNA. RefSeq lists its product as hypothetical. The transcript is spliced from 2 exons. The record is from RefSeq and is a predicted model, not a curated record. Lineage: Eukaryota; Fungi; Ascomycota; Eurotiomycetes; Eurotiales; Trichocomaceae. The coding region runs from base 1 to 2859 and encodes 952 amino acids.